Messenger RNA from Apaloderma vittatum (bar-tailed trogon), 1155 nucleotides. It is a transcript of the gene ADRA2A, whose product is annotated as adrenoceptor alpha 2A. Gene Ontology annotation, molecular function: adrenergic receptor activity. The record is from RefSeq and is a predicted model, not a curated record. Gene Ontology annotation, cellular component: membrane. Lineage: Eukaryota; Metazoa; Chordata; Aves; Trogoniformes; Trogonidae. The annotation marks the transcript as partial. Gene Ontology annotation, biological process: adenylate cyclase-activating adrenergic receptor signaling pathway. The transcript has a single exon.
AUCACCCUCAUCAGCCUGGCGGGCUUGCUCAUGCUCUUCACCGUGUUCGGAAACGUCCUCGUCAUCAUCGCCGUCUUCACCAGCCGGGCGCUCAAGGCCCCCCAGAACCUCUUUUUGGUCUCCUUAGCCUCGGCCGACAUCCUAGUAGCCACCCUGGUCAUCCCCUUCUCCCUGGCAAACGAGAUGAUGGGAUACUGGUACUUUGGCAAAGUGUGGUGUGAGAUCUACCUGGCCUUGGAUGUGCUGUUCUGCACCUCCUCCAUCGUGCACUUGUGUGCCAUCAGCCUGGACCGUUACUGGUCCAUCACGCAAGCCAUCGAGUACAACCUUAAGCGCACCCCGCGCCGCAUCAAGUGCAUCAUCUUCAUCGUCUGGGUCAUCUCGGCCGUCAUCUCCUUCCCGCCACUCAUCUCCAUUGAGAAGAAGAGCGGGCAGCAGGCUGACCAGGGGGUGGCAGGGUGCAAGAUCAAUGAUGAGAAGUGGUACAUCAUCUCUUCUAGCAUUGGCUCCUUCUUUGCCCCCUGCCUCAUCAUGAUCCUGGUCUAUAUGCGCAUCUACCAGAUAGCCAAGAGACGAACCAGGGUACCACUGAACAAGCGGGCAGAGCGCCCCGAGAAGAAGCAGAACGGCUUUGAGGACCUGCCAGCCACGGCUCAGCUCAAUGGGGAGAAGGCGGCAGGAGGUGGCAGCAGGCAGGAGGGAGAGGUCAACGGCAUAGACAUGGAGGAGACCUCUUCCUCUGAGCACCAGGAGAACAACCAGUGUAAGAAGUCGGAGAGACCAUCGAGAGGAAAGACCAAGACUAAGCUGAGCCAGAUUAAGCCUGGGGACAGUUUGCCCAGGAAGGCAGAGGAGGAGAGGAACACCAAAGGGUCCCGGUGGAGAGGCAGGCAGAACAGGGAGAAGCGGUUCACCUUUGUGCUGGCAGUGGUGAUUGGGGUCUUUGUCAUCUGCUGGUUCCCCUUCUUCUUCACCUACACACUGACGGCUGUCUGCAAGAGCUGCUCCGUGCCUGAAACUCUCUUCAAGUUCUUCUUCUGGUUCGGUUACUGCAAUAGCUCCUUGAACCCCGUCAUCUAUACCAUUUUCAACCACGACUUCAGACGGGCCUUCAAAAGGAUCCUCUGCAGGAUAGAGAGGAAAAGGAUUGUUUGA